UCGCCCCGCCCCCCCCUCUCUUUCCCCCUUCGCCUUCGCAACCACACUCGUUUCCUCCCUACAUCGCCACCUUCCGCGAUCUCGCGAGACUUGGCGCAGAACAUUGCGGAUCGGGCCGGCGCCAUUUUGGGACUGAGUCUGGCUGUGGGGGGAGGGAAAAGCGGCAAAAGGGGAUUAUUCAAAGUACCGAAAACCUCCUCCCGGGACCGAGCGCAGCGACACCCCCGGGCCAGGGGCACCUCCGGUGGGGCGGAAGGUUAUUUGUGUAAAAAAAACUAAAAAAACCUUGGAUAUUUGGAGUGGCCAUUAUUUGGAAUUAUGAUGACUGGAUAUUUUUGACCCAGAAGUUUAUUAAGACUGGCAAGAAACAACUUGGAAGUGAAUUGACAUCAGUGAACAAUUUCACUGCUCCACCGCAGCAAUACAGGCACUUCUUCAGUAUUUUGGUUCAGAACAAAUCGUUUUAAGGGUUAAAGUAGUUCAGCUGGCAGAAUUUUGCUGAUUCUUUUUUUUUUUUUUUAGUUAAUGUUCUUAAGCCAGAGCUGUAAGAUAUGUUUGAUCUGUGUACUGAAUAGUUUAAACAUUUUCAAAAUUGUUUAAACAUUGAUGAAGUUUCAUGGCAGAUAUUUUUACCUUUACUAUAAAUUUUAGGUAUUUUGAAGUCCACCUUUCUCACUUUGCCAUGCAUCCUCUUUUCUAAAUGAAGAGAUAAUAGAAUCCAGAGGUUUUUUCUUCUUUUAUUUAAGUGUAAAUAUAUUUUCUAAAAUGUUGCCUUUAACCAGCAAUAUGGUGGUAUUGAGAUAGCUGUUGUCUCUCUCUAUAUGCUGAUGCUUAGGAAUGCUCUUCACUUCAGAUGUGAAAUCUGCUUUUUGUUUUUUGCUUUUUGUGUUAUAAAACGGAUAUUUCAUCUGGAGUGGAUGCUUAUGACAGUGACAUGUACACCAGAUAAUAAAGAAGAAAGGUUUCAGAAGAUUUCACAAUCUUAAAUCCAAGACUAAUUCUGGAAAUAGCCAUAUGAAUAAUUUAAAACAAAAGGAUGGGUAGCUGACUUGAAGUAGCUCUAUGUCAAAUAGCCACAAGUCAGGUACCUUCAAGGAACUUGGAUAUUAUUUCAAAGGAUACAAAAUAAAAACACAAACUGGAAAAAGUGAAGAUUCCACUUCCAGAGAGAAAAUUGACACCUUCCUGUGCAGUCCUGUUGGAUUUUAGCAGUAAGGUGAGAAACCAGGAUCAUUUAACCAGUAUCAUUGGAGAUGAUAACAGAGAAUUCAGGAGUACAAAAAGGCAAAGGCAAAGGGGCUUGCCAUGAGGUGUUGAAACCUUGUUUCACUGAGUUGGAGAGACUGGACCUAAAUGGCGCAGCAUGACUUUGCUCCAGCCUGGCUUAAUUUUCCUACUCCACCAUCGUCAACAAAGUCAUCACUGAAUUUUGAAAAACAUUCUGAAAACUUCCAGUGGGCAGAGAAUCGUUAUGAUGUAAAUCGUAGACGACACAACUCUUCAGAUGGCUUUGAUUCUGGUAUUGGACGUCCUAAUGGAGGAAACUUUGGAAGGAAAGAAAAAAAUGGAUGGCGUGCACAUGGAAGAAAUGGUACUGAAAACAUAAAUCAUCGAGGGGGAUACCAUGGUGGAAGUUGCCGUUCUCGAAGCAGUGCUUUCCACUCUGGAAAAAGCCAAGGACUGCAUGAAAACAAUGUCCCUGACAAUGAAACUGGGAAAAAAGAAGACAAGGAAGAACGCAAACAAUUUGAGGCUGAGGAUUUUCCAUCUUUAAAUCCUGAAUAUGAGAGAGAGCCAAAUCAGAAUAAAUCUUUAGCUGCAGGUGUAUGGGAAUAUCCUCUGAAUCCUAAAUCUAGAGCUCCAAGAAUGCUGGUCAUUAAAAAAGGUAGUACAAAAGAUUUACAGAUAUCUGGAUUCCCUGCAGUAGGAAAUCUUCAUUCUCAGCCAGUUAAAAAUGGAACUGGUCCAAGUGUUUAUAAAGGAUUAGUCCCUAAACCUGCUGCUCCACCUACAAAGCCUACACAAUGGAAAAGCCAAACUAAAGAAAAUAAAGUUGGAACUCCUUACCCUCAUGAGUCGACAUACGGCAUUGGCAACUUUAAUGCCUUCAAAUCAACUGCCAAGAAUUUUAGUGUAUCAACAAAUUCAGUUAAAGAGUGUAAUCGCUCAAAUUCCUCUUCUCCUGUGGACAAACUUAAUCAGCCUCGUCUAACCAAACUGACCCGGAUGCGCACUGAUAAGAAGAGUGAAUUCUUAAAAGCAUUGAAAAGGGACAGAGUGGAGGAAGAACAUGAAGAUGGAAGUCAUAUUGGACCAGAAAAGGAUGAUGACUCAUUUAAUUUGCAUAAUAGCAACAACCCUCACCAUGAAAGAGACAUAAACCGAAAUUUUGAUGAAAAUGAAAUUUCACAAGAGAAUGGCAAUGCCUCCGUGAUUUCCCAACAGAUCAUUCGGUCUUCUACCUUUCCACAAGCUGAUGUCCUUUCAAGUUCACUUGAGGCAGAACAUAGGUUGUUAAAGGAGAUGGGUUGGCAGGAAGACAGUGAAAAUGAUGAGACAUGUGCUCCCUUAACAGAGGAUGAGAUGAGGGAAUUCCAAGUUAUUAGUGAACAGUUACAGAAGAAUGGUCUUAGAAAAAAUGGUAUUUUGAAAAAUGGCCUGAUCUGUGACUUCAAGUUUGGACCCUGGAAAAACAGCACUUUCAAACCCACUUUUGAGAAUGAUGACACAGAGACAAGCAGCAGUGACACAUCAGAUGAUGAUGAUGUGUGAAGGAUUCUCUAACAGCUUUAGAAGUUUUAGUGUGAUACAUCUCAUACAGUUUGGGGUGAAUUGUAAAAAUGAAGAACUAUAAUUUAUGUAGUAAAAUACCCCAUUAGAAGAAAAUAUUGGGGGGACUUCUUUAUGAAGAAAACCAAGAAUGUUGUGUUGGGCUGUGUUGAACAUUACUAUAAUUUCUUUGUAAAUGAAUGUUGUAGAAAUGAGGACUUUGGUUGAUCCAACAUUGACUUUCUUCAUCACUGCAGCGUUUCUCUGACUAGCAAUGUGACGAUGUAACAAAUGAGAUUGUUUCUCAUUUAAUAAAAAAAAUGUGUAAUGUUUUGCAAAGCUUCUGUCUUAAAAUGUCCAGGUCUUUAAGAAAAAGGGCAACUUAACACUGUUUCGCUUGCAGUGUCUUUUUUCUUUCUUACAGUGGAAAUCCUCAAGUUCACUUUGUACGCAAAAAAAAACAAAAACAAAAACAAGACAAAAAUGGGGCAAUGUAGCAUGUUGGCUAAAACUGGAGCAGAGUGCACUAAAACUUUAAUUUCCUGAACUGAGCUGUUGUAGUAGUGUUCACUUUUUGAAACAUAAUUGCUCUUUAACUAUUUGUAUGUAGUGCAGUAAAUGUUACAGAAAAGACUUUUACCACACUUCUUCCAAAUUUAUAGAAAUGAUCUAAAAUUAAGAGCUUUAUUUGGAUGUGCUGCAAAACCCAAGAUUUUCAGAGUGGACAAUAAGGAAGAAUCUUGUGGAUAAAAAAAAAAAAGUACAUAUUUUGAUAAGUUAUUACACAUGGAAAAAAACCUGCUCACAU
This is a messenger RNA of Sarcophilus harrisii (Tasmanian devil), 3577 nucleotides long. RefSeq names its product GC-rich promoter binding protein 1 (gene GPBP1). The coding region runs from base 1354 to 2772 and encodes 472 amino acids. The transcript has 13 exons. NCBI's taxonomy places the organism in Eukaryota, Metazoa, Chordata, Mammalia, Dasyuromorphia, Dasyuridae. The record is from RefSeq and is a predicted model, not a curated record. Gene Ontology annotation, molecular function: DNA binding; RNA binding. Gene Ontology annotation, biological process: positive regulation of DNA-templated transcription; DNA-templated transcription. Gene Ontology annotation, cellular component: nucleus.